AUGGGCGUUGCCGUCAUUAACGGCCCAAUAGUAACGGCGUUCCUCGAGGACAGAGAAGCCUUCGACAGAUGCGCCGAGGAGCAAUUCGCGAGCUUCGACGCUAACGGUGACGGAGUCCUGUCACGUGCGGAGCUCAUGGUAGGAUUCGAGGAGCUGCGGUUCUUCGAGCCCCACGCCGAAUUAACCGCCGAGGAAAUCGACGCUCUGUUCGACAAAGUCUUCGAGCGCUUCGACUCGGAUCGAAACGGAACCGUUGAUCUAGACGAGUUUAAGGCGGAGAUGAGGGAGAUCAUGAGCGCCGUGGCGCGAGGAAUGGACGAAGUGCCGAUCUUCGUCCCGCUUGAAAGCGACAGCUUCCUGAUGCGGGCGGCCGAGUACCAGGCGUCCAAAACCGGGAAGAAACUAGUGUGUUAG
Magnolia sinica is the source of this 414-nucleotide messenger RNA. RefSeq lists its product as uncharacterized. The transcript has a single exon. The coding region runs from base 1 to 414 and encodes 137 amino acids. Lineage: Eukaryota; Viridiplantae; Streptophyta; Magnoliopsida; Magnoliales; Magnoliaceae. Gene Ontology annotation, molecular function: calcium ion binding. The record is from RefSeq and is a predicted model, not a curated record.